UUUUUAAUUCGUUUUUUCCUCAUUUUUCGCCCCAUUCGUUGUUGAAAAUGCAUUCAACUUCAGGGUUGGCCCCCGUUUUUCGUGUGGAGGAAAAUCAUAUGAUUCGGAAUCGAGAGAAUUUGGAGAGACCUAUCUCCAAAAAAGGCACCAUCACGCUUUUGUCGAAAAUGCCGAUGGGAUUCGUGUUGAAUAGUUGCUCUUGUGCUUAUAUCGACAAUCUUCUUGCUCAUAGCAGUAUUCAUCGUGUGAAACCUCACUCGUUCAUGAUUCAGCGUCUCGUAGUCAUUUGUGGUCGUUCAUCACCAUCAUUGCCAAAUCAUGCAGCCAAUAUCAUUCUCUCUGCAUUCAAUUUCUGUCAAAUCGAAGCACCGGCGAAAAAGUUUCUUGAAGAAGACGCUGCCCUUAGUCUUUUUCACACUAUACUCUCCUAUUCGACAGUUACACAAAUUAAUCGAAGCGGAAUAGAGAUUCUUGGAGCUCAACGUCUCACUUCGGCUCUCUGUGAUUUGAUUUAUGCAUACACGAAGACCAUGGAUGAUAUGGUUGCCAGCAAGACAUUGACCCAUUUGUGCAAGAAACUAGCCGGUUUAUUCGAUCCUCUGGUGGUCCUUCCGUUUAUCAGCAAGCUCGCCAAGAGCCGGCGUCUUCGUCACUAUCUUCAGCCUUUGUUCCUUGGUCACUGUGAAUAUACAUCUGAUACGUGGGGCGUCUCUCCGGAAGGUGCUGAAAUAUACAAUCAAAUUGCACGUGGCAACUUCACAACACAAACUUUGAUAGAAAUAGUACAGACAUUUCUGGAGAAAGAAGUGAAAGAAGUUAUCAUCAGUUCGACUACCGAUCCAAUCAAACUUGUACAAUAUCUGAUAUCGUGUUCCAACCCGGACAACACUGAAAUUGUUCAAGCACUGGCCUUCCUUCUCUACUCGAAUACUAAACUAUUACCAGCUGGAAGUGGUGGGACAAUUGACAUGGAUGUUCAGGCGGCUGAUACGAUUACAACUGCCCGGCUCGGUGAUACAAAGUUCACUCAACCUGUGAAGGAUGCAUUGCUUGAUUCUGGAAGAGAGGCUCUGCUCAGGCGAAUGGAGAUUUACGGAGUAUCGCUGUUGUCUUCUGUUGAAAAUUUUGUCACCGAAUUGAAACAGGCACCAAUUCAGAAAAAAAUGGUGACUAACAAUUCAGUUGCAAAUGCCAUUUUAUACAUGCUUCAGUACAAUUUUGACAUGUCUCGAGAUAUUGAAAAUGGAAGACAGGAUAAUUCGCCGUUUUGGGGUGGUAGCAAUUUUGUAAUUGGCAUCACACGAUUCGUAGAGGAACAGCAAGCGGCUGUGCGAGAUAUGGAAGGAUUCUCGGAUUGGUAUCCUGAUAUCAAUUGGGUCGAAGUUAUCAAAGAGUUUGAUUCUGAAGAAUUUGCAAUCUGUCGUCAAACCAUUAUCAUGUUUGCUGAUAUCUUUCCGAUAAUGUUUCAGCCGCAGAAUUUCCCAGUUUCAUUUUUCCUCACACCAUGGAGAUAUUAUGAUCAUCAACUUCGCUUAUUCGAGUUUAUGAUCGAGUAUGCCGAUGUAUGGAAUAUUUCUCAAUAUCCACACACAAAAGUGCUCACUCCGGAUCUAAAUUUGAAAACAAUUCCCGACGAUUCUACAUCAGUUGUUCAAUUAUGGAAUUGUCAAGAAUUUAGUAAUUGUUUACUCACUAUUGCCAAUUCGCAACCCUCGCUGUACAAUGCUAUUAAACAAUUUUACAAUGUUGGAUCCAUGCAAGCUGGUGAUGUAUCCAUGCUUGCUCUGAUUUUAUCACCAACACAAUGGACUACUGGCCGUCAAGAUUUGAUCAGACAUUUUCUGCCAUCUUUUAUUCUCAAGAGUCCAAAUGUGACUCCAGUUUUAAAUUUGGUGUGGAAUGAUACCAGCCUUUCAAAACACAUGCGCCAACAUGUUAUAUAUUGUCUCACUUCCAUGCACGCUGCAGAUAGCUCACAACUUGCGAAAAUUCUUGAUGUGGCUCACGACAUAAAGCCAACUGGACUAUCCGAGUUGCUCAACCAAGCGCCGAAACAUCUUGCGUUCAUGGUUGAUCUCGCAUGUCUAGCUUCCAAACGAGACUACUUGAACCUGGAGAAAUGGAUUGAAGAUAAAGAGAAAGCCCAUGGUGAAGCUAUGACUGUCGCUGUCCUGCAGUUUAUUCAAAAGAAAUAUCAACAUGCUCAAUUGGUAGCCGCUAUUGCUCCAAAAACACAAGCAACGACGCCAGGUGCACCGUCUGAACCGCUCCAAGUUCUUAUACCGUUCGUGAGCAAACGAGCGAGGAAACCGUUGCGACAGCAGUUUCCACUUGUGUUCCAGGUAAUGAAAGAGAACUCGGGUAGAAGUUCGUCAGUAUCUUCUGGCGGACACGUACAACAGAGUAGUGGUUCACAACCACAACAGCAGCAGUUUGGCGGCGGCUCCGGACUUCCACCAUCCGGUGUCGUUCCUGUUCAGCAACAACCACAACAACCACCUUCUCUACAGCAACAACAUUCCCAACAAAGUCUUCCUACUCCACCAACAACGUCACAACAGCAGAUUCAUGUCCAACAGUCUGUUCCUGGGCCAAUUCAGCGACCGGCUCAGUUUGCACCACAGCCAAUGUUCCCACCGCAGGCUCAGGCACAACAUCAGCAUCAGCACAUGAUGGGUCAACCGCCACCAUCAUCACAAAAUGCUCAGCCUGGAAUGAAUCUCUUGAUGAAUAUGAGUCCUUUUGCAUCUGGUAACAACAGGGAUUUGCUCAAAGUUGUUCAACCUGCACCACCUCCUCCAUCAUCAAUGUCUCCGUCGACACAAAUGAUGAGAUCUUUGAUUCCACCACUUACUCAACGGCAGAAUUCAAACUCUGGCUGGCAUGCUGCUCCGGCACCACAAAGACCAUCCGGACCACCAACGCCACAACAGCAAAUGGAUUUUCGCGGUCAGAUUCAAGAGUUUGCACCGCAGGGACCUCAUCAAUUGCAACGAAGCGGAAGUGUCACCGGCAGAUCUAUGGGAAUUGUUGGACAGAAAACUUCAUCGAAUUUUUCAGUGGGAGCCCCUAUUCCUGGAAGCGCAGCAGCCACCGCUGCUGCUGCAGCAAACGUUCAGCAACCAAUGAAUGAGGACUUCCAGUCAAUGACAUUUGCGGAAGAUAUUCAAGAAGAAGCCAAUUCGUAUUUCGAGAAGAUCUACAGUGUAAAUAAUGCGAUGUCAGUGGAAAAUUUGAUCGACCUGUUGAAGCGAUUCCGAGUAUCAAAUGAUCGUCGAGAGCGUCUCGUUCUUGCAUGCGUUGUUAAGAAUUUAUUCGAGGAGUACAGGUUUUUCCAUGAGUAUCCUGAAAGGGAGCUCCGAACAACAGCUGCUGUUUAUGGAGGAAUCAUUCGCGAGGAUAUUAUUUCUAAUGUUCAAUUUGCCACUGCCGUUCGGAAGGUCAUUGAAAGUCUAAGCGCCGACCCGAAUACUAUGCUCUGGACAUUUGGAAUCGUAGCUCUUCAACACUGUCGAAGCAAACUUUGUGCUUAUCCAAAGGUGUGCCAAAUGAUCGUGAGUAGCGAAAACUUUGCACGGUUCCCACAGCUAUUGAAGGACUAUGUCAUCGCUGGUGUCAAAGGAGAACUUCCUCCAGAAGGUGGCCGUCACACUCCUGUUGGAUCUGCUCAAGCCGGAUCUGCUUCUUCAACACCAACACCAGCGGCUGCUCCAACCAACUGGGGAGCUGUCGCGCGUGCGGCAUCGGUUGAUCCCAAAAAUUCCCUUCCCGCUAACCGAACAGGCAAUGUCCUAUCAUAUACAAAUGUUGAUACUUUGGUAAUGGCAACGAACAAAGAUGGAGCAGAGAUUGCACAACCAGCUGAAGCUAUCGUCGAUAAGAUCUCUUUUCUGUUCAACAAUUUGUCGCAGUCGAACUUGAUUCAGAAGAAAGACGAAGUUGUGGAAAUGAUUUCCGAUCAUGGAGAUGCCUUCACCCUGUGGCUUGCACAGUAUAUUGUGAUGAAGCGAGUGUCAAUUGAACAAAAUUUUCAACCACUGUAUAAUCAGUUUGUCAAUGCCAUCGAAAAUCCCUAUCUCGACCAGUGCAUUAAACGUGAAACUUUCCGAAAUAUCCGAAUUCUCUUACGAACAGACAAAAGGACGACCGUUGCAUCAAAUUACAGUGAUCGACAACUGCUGAAGAAUCUUGGAAGUUGGCUUGGAGCUAUCACAAUUGCAAGAAAUAAACCUAUUCUGCUCAACGAUCUAGAUUUGAAGAGCUUGCUUCUUGAAGCGUACUACAAGGGACAAGCUGAGCUACUAUAUGUAGUUCCAUUCAUUUCCAAAAUUUUGACCGCAUGUUCGAAAACUUCAUUGUUCACGCCUACAUGUGCUUGGAUUCGGAGUAUUUUAAAAGUCCUGGCUGAGCUGCACAAUGAACCGGAUCUGAAAAUCAAUUUGAAGUUUGAAAUUGAAGUGUUGUGCAAAGAGUUGAAUGUGGAUCUCAAUCAGUUGCAAAUGGAUGGAAUUCUCAAGGAUACGGAGAAGCUAGUUCGAGUUCCACAACAAUUAUGUGAUGUUAAACUUCUUACUCGUCCCGAAGCAGCAAGCCCAGUACAAUCUAAGAUUCACAUGUCUGGCUCGGCUGAACAACUCUCUGGAAUGUCACCAGCGAUUCCAGAUCAGGUGAAGCCCGCCACACCACAACCAACAGAAGCCGAGCUUCAAAGUGGCACUGGAGGUGGUGGUUCCCAAGGAGCCGAAGCUCAAGUUGUUCCAAAUGUUACUCACUUUGCCUACCAUGAUAUCAAUGUUCUCACCUAUGACGGUCUCAUUCCACAUGUCAAGAUUGUUUCACAUCUUCCUUUGUUCCAAUUGCAUCCACAUGCUAAACAUCUUGUACGACCAGCCAUGAUUCAUGCUAUCAAAGAGUUAAUAGGACCCGUCACGGAGAGAGCGUUGAAAAUUGCAAUGACUGUCACAGAAUCAUUGGUUCGAAAGGAUUUCGCUUUGGACCCAGAAGAACAAAAUUUGAGAGCUGCAUCAUUCCAUAUGAUGCGUGCGAUGACCGCUGGAAUGGCUAUGAUCACCUGCCGUGAUCCACUUGCGAGCUCAAUGCACUCAAAUUUGGCCAACGCCUUCUCUUCUUCACUUCGCUCGACAGCUGCUAAUCCAGAAAUGAAACAAAUGAUUGAAGAUGCUGCAGCUACAAUCACACAGGAUAACGUUGAAUUGUCCACUAAUUUCAUUGUGAAGACGGCUUGUGAGAAAGCAACUCAGGAUAUCGAGAAGCGCCUCGAGGCUGAUUAUCAGAAGAGAAUCGCUGCAAAGGCCGAAAUGUCAUUUUAUCGGGAUGAAAUCGCUGCAGCUAUUCAUGCCCAACUCCCAAAAGCCAUUGCGACUGUACCAGGUCCAACGGACAAGGCUCUGAUGGGUAUUUACGAUCAGUUCAGUAGCCGAAUCUGCGGGUUCAAAGCGAAUUCUGGUGAAGAUCCAGUUAGCGCUGAGCCAGGAAGUGGCGCAAUCACUCCAGUUCAAACACAGAGCAAGGAAAUGGAACUUGUGUGCCAACAAUUGCAAGUUAUCAUCAAAGAAGUUGACCAAACCACUCAAGCUCAACCUCAUCUGAGUAAUUCUGCAUUCCAAACAGUAUGCUUGAUGCGGGAGUUGAUGCAAAAUGUUAUUAGCACCAAGGACGCUAAUCAUCUCAUGAUUCUCGUCACUCGCAGCACAGAGCAUUUACUCCAUGCUUAUCGACUCGAAGGAACGCCACCAAAGAAUUUGCUUGAUGUCGAAUGGGCUCGCAGACUCCGUGAUCUGUUUAUAGGACUAAUGCGUCUUCUUCAAAACUAUUUCCCAUUGGUUGAAUUGUCUCGACGUAUUACAACAGCGAUCAUGCAAAUACGCUCGGAUUACAAAUGGAACAUGGAGGGAAUCGAGAUACUGUUCAAGCAAAACCUUCUUCAAUCUGUCCUUUGGGAUCAACAUUUAGCCGGAAGCAUGGAUAACGGAGGAAAUAUGGAAGCUGUUUUAUUUGCACAGAAGUUUGUUCGAAGCAUUGGGGGUGGAGAUAUGAGUCGCAUUCAAUUCCUGAAAGAAAGGUUCCCACUUACUUGUGAGCAACUCACAAAACUUCAUCAAUUGCAAUCCGCUACUCGAACAGAAGGAAUGAAUAAUGCAAUGAACAAUGGAGCUGGAAAUGCUGCCCAUCAUCAUGCUGGACUACAACAACAACCCCCAGUUGCUCUUCCGAUGGAAGCUGCGCCAAUGCCACAAGCUUCCGCUGAUGCAAUGGCUCAAAGAGGAUAUGACGACCAAGAAAUGACUGCGAAAGUUGAGAUUAUUAUGCGAGAAUGGAUUGGUCUGUGCUAUUCUCCAACUGGACAAAGAAGUCCACAGGAGUCAUUGGCUCAAAUGAUUCAACUGAUGCACGAACAUGGUGUUCUUGCUACUGACGACAAGAUCACUCAGUUCUUCCGUCUUUGUGUGGAAAAUUGUGUCGAUAUCUCUGUCAGAGUUAUGAAAUCGGAACAACUUGCAAAUGGAUUGCCAACAACCUUGAUUCGUCACCGAUGUUACUACACUUUGGAUGCGUUUGUCAAGUUGAUGGCCUUGAUGAUCAGACAUUCGGAUAACGGACAAUCGCAGAAUAAAAUAAAUUUGCUGAAAAAACUUCUCAACAUCAUCGUUGGAGUGCUUCAUAUGGAUCACGAAGUUCGCAAGCAAGAUUUCAACGCUAUGCCAUACCACCGUAUUCUGAUCAGCCUGUUCAAUGAGAUUACUGGACCUGAUCCAUUGAAACUUCUUGAACCAAUAGCUUGGAGCAUUUUGGAGGCUUUCGGACAAACUUUCUUUGCUCUCCAACCACGACGAAUGCCUGGAUUCGCUUUCGCUUGGCUCGAUAUUGUCGGACAUAGAAACGUGAUUGGACGUCUUUUGGCAAACACUGGCAUUGCUGAAACCGUCGAUGCUGUGAAAACGGCAGCCACUUACACUCAAUUGAUCAUUUCUCAUUUGAAGUUCUUGGCUCCAUUCCUUCGUAACAUUCAAUUGCCAAAAUCGAUUGCCAUUCUGUACAAGGGAACACUACGUGUUCUGCUGGUCAUACUUCACGAUUUCCCGGAGCUUCUUUGCGAAUUCCACUAUGUAAUUUGCGAUACGAUUCCACCAAAUUGUGUGCAACUUCGCAAUUUGAUAUUAUCAGCGUAUCCACGUCAAAUGCGCCUUCCGGACCCAUUUGCAUUGAACUUCAAACAAGUUGACACAAUUCCAGAGAUGGCAGUGGAACCGAAGUCCAAUUUAAACAUGGCUACAAUCAUACCAGAUAACAUUCGAAUUCCAUUGGAUGAAUAUCUUGCAAAUCGUAUAUCUGUCGAUUUCCUUCCAAACCUGCCGACUCUUUUGCAAACUCAGAAUCAAGCCGGUACCAAAUACAACACUACUGUAAUGAACGCUCUCGUUUUGUACGUCGGAAUCAGAGCUAUUGAGCACUUGCACUUGAGACGUCAACGUAUCUCAACGCUGAACAUAGCUCAUACAUCGUAUAUGGACAUUUUCCAGAAUUUAGCAAUUCAAUUGGAUACCGAAGGACGUUACCUUCUUUUCAACGGAAUCGCCAAUCAACUUCGUUAUCCAAAUGCUCAUACACACUACUUCAGCUGUGUAUUUUUGUAUCUCUUCAAGAACUCUACAAAUGACACAAUUCAAGAGCAGAUCACACGUAUUCUGUUCGAGCGUCUUGUAGCUCUCCGACCUCAUCCAUGGGGACUUCUUAUAACGUUCAUAGAGCUCAUCAAGAAUCCAACAUACAACUUCUGGCGUUAUGAGUUCACCAGUUGUGCACCAGAAAUACAGAGAUUGUUCCAAAAUGUUGCCAACACUUGUGUCCCAGCCCAAGGAUCUCAGCCACAAGCACAACCAGAUGGUGCCCCAGGACCUUUAGGAAACAAUACCGGAGCUGCUAAUCAACAGCAAAACCCAAACACCAACUGAUUUUUCUCAUCUGGUCUUUCGGUUCCCGAUUUUCUGAUCUUUAUUCUCAUCACAUUUUUGUAUUGGAUAGCUUCUUAUGUCGAAAUACGGGCUGUUCUUGAUUUUCUCCUUGUUUUUUCCCUCUUCAUUUUCUGCUCUCCAAAUCAUUCAAACACGGGGCUUCAACACAAACUCAAAUUUUUGAGAUAUAUACUACCCCUUUCGCAAUUUUUGUAGCUUUUUUAAAUUUUUAUGCGUGAUGUUCGAUUAUUAUUUUUGUUUUAUUAAUAUACAUAUGUUCACACUAGAAUCUCUGCCUUUUUUCCUCGUCCCCAAAAUUACCCUUUUCAUGCAAUUUUUAGAUUAGAAUAACGAAAAAACGGCUUGAAGUUAAUGAUGGUUGAAUUUUCAGAAAGGGUGGUGGUCUUUUUCUGUAAAUUCGACGUUUUCUGCCCGCUUUUUCGUUAUUUUAAAGACUUGUACAUCCGAUAGAUCGAUUGCGCCAUUUUCGACGUAUUCCUCCGUGUAUAGAAAUCUUUUUAAAUUGUGUGAAAACAUUUAAAAUCGCGCUAGAUGUCUUUGUCUAUUUAUCGUUCCCAUAACCUUUUUUCAAUUUUGCGUCCUUGUUAUCUGAUAUCAUUACGAUUUGUAGAGGUUUCUCUUUCAUUCCCCUUUUACCAAUUCGCAAUAAAGAACGCGUCAUUUGAUAUACUGAAUUUCCAA
This is a messenger RNA of Caenorhabditis elegans, 8675 nucleotides long. RefSeq names its product CCR4-NOT transcription complex subunit let-711 (gene let-711). Gene Ontology annotation, cellular component: CCR4-NOT core complex; nucleus; CCR4-NOT complex. NCBI's taxonomy places the organism in Eukaryota, Metazoa, Nematoda, Chromadorea, Rhabditida, Rhabditidae. The coding region runs from base 48 to 7973 and encodes 2641 amino acids. The record is from RefSeq and is marked reviewed. The transcript is spliced from 18 exons. Gene Ontology annotation, biological process: negative regulation of translation; nuclear-transcribed mRNA poly(A) tail shortening.